UAGGCCAAAACAGAAGGAAAAAAGAAGCGACACCUUUGGUCCUCAUUCUAUAUCUUAUGGAGUGCAUAACAGCAAUCAUUCACACAACCACCCCCACCUUCCUAAUCCCAUAGCCGCUGUCACCCCUUUAAUCAUGAUAUUCCUUCUCUCCUAACAGAAAAAAUUCUUCUAUUUUGUCUUUUGAUUUACACGACACAGAGAAAGGGUAUGAGAAUCUCCUUCCCUUUCCUUUAUUUUUAAAACUCUGCCAUUAUUUCUUCUUCUUCCCGCCGGAGCACGCACACAAAGCUCUGCACUCUUCAUAACAUGAACAAGGCUUUUCCUCUAAACUUUGCAUUGGCCUUGGCCCUGGCCUUACUUUGUUGUGUCACACAAUCUCUGGGCUCAACCCAAAACGACACUCACGCUCUCACUCAAUUCCGCCUCCAAGCUGAUUCUCAUGGCUAUCUUCUCGUCAACUGGACCGGCGCCGACGCCUGCGCUGCUUUUUGGCGCGGCGUUCAGUGCUCCCCUAAUGGCCAAGUCGUUGGCAUCUCGCUCCCUUCUCUUAGUCUCCGAGGACCGGUCGAUGCUCUGUCUUCGUUAAGCUACUUGCGCCUCCUUGACCUCCAUGAUAAUCGCUUAAACGGCAGCGUUGCGCCUCUCUCUAACUGUACCAGUCUUGAACUUCUUUAUCUCUCCGGGAAUGACUUCUCCGGCGAGAUACCGCCGCAGAUAGCUUCGCUCACGCGUCUGCUCAGGCUUGACGUCUCUGACAACAACAUCCGAGGUCCUAUCCCUAAGGAACUGUCCAAAUUGACAGCGCUUCUCACGCUUAGGCUACAAAACAAUGAGCUUUCGGGACAUAUCCCUGAUCUUUCUGUUUCCCUGCUCAAACUCAAGGAGCUCAACAUGACCAACAACGAAUUCUAUGGAAGCUUACCGGAUGGCAUGUUGAAGAAAUUCAGUGACGUAAGUUUCUCUGGGAAUAAAGGUUUAUGUGGAUCAAGCCCAUUGCCGAUUUGUUCCGCCGCAGCAGACAAUUUUCCUUCUUCUUCAGCAUCGGCUCCAACAGCUCCUUCUAAGCCAACCUCGAUGCCCCAAACAAGCGCAACUCCUCCUCCAAAACGCCAACCUCGAAAGGGAUUAAGCACCGGAGUUAUUGUAGCCAUUGUGGUGGCGAACUGUGUGGCAUUGCUGGUAGUGACUUCUUUCAUCGUUGCUCAUUGCUGCGCCAGAAGACGAACCUCCGAUUCUAUGUUGGGCAGUGAGAUUGGCAAGAGGAAAAGCGGGAGUAGCUAUGGAAGUGAAAAAAAGGUGUACGCCAGUGGGUGUGUAGACAGCGACGGAACCACCGGAACCGACCGGAGCAGGCUUGUAUUUUUUGAUAGAAGAAGUCAAUUCGAGCUGGAAGAUUUGUUGCGAGCAUCGGCGGAGAUGCUGGGAAAGGGGAGCUUGGGAACAGUGUACAAGGCAGUGCUCGAUGAUGGAUGUACCGUAGCGGUUAAGAGACUCAAAGACGCAAACCCAUGUGCGAGGAAGGAGUUCGAGCAGUACAUGGAUGUGAUUGGAAAGCUCAAGCACCCCAAUGUUGUGAGGCUCAGAGCUUAUUACUAUGCACGAGAAGAAAAGCUCCUCGUUUAUGAUUAUCUCCCCAACGGAAGCUUGCAUUAUCUUCUUCACGGGAACCGUGGCCCAGGAAGAAUCCCACUGGAUUGGACUACAAGAAUAAGCUUGGUUUUGGGGGCAGCCAGAGGACUUGCUCGGAUUCACGCUGAAUAUAGUGCAGCAAAAAUACCCCACGGCAACAUCAAAUCUUCCAAUGUUGUCCUCGACAAGAAUGGCGUUGCUUGCAUCUCUGACUUCGGCUUGUCUCUGCUAUUAAACCCUGUUCAUGCAAUUGCAAGAUUGGGCGGAUACAGAGCUCCCGAACAAGAAGAGAGCAAGAAGCUGUCUCAGCAGGCAGACGUGUACAGCUUCGGUGUCUUGCUGUUGGAAGUUCUCACAGGUAAAACCCCAUCCCAGGAGCCUUCACCGACACGUCCUAGGUUGGUUGAAGAGGAACAAACCGUGGAUCUCCCCAAAUGGGUGCGAUCUGUAGUGAAGGAAGAAUGGACAGCGGAAGUGUUUGAUCAAGAACUGUUGAGGUACAAGAACAUAGAGGAAGAGCUGGUGUCCAUGUUGCAUGUGGGGUUGUCGUGUGUGAUGGCAGAACCAGAGAAGAGGCCAAUCAUGGCGGAAGUUGUUAAGAUGAUUGAAGAGAUCAGGGUGGAGCAAUCUCCUCUGGGCGAAGACUAUGAUGAGUCUCGCAAUUCGCUUUCACCUUCCCUUCCCACCACUGAAGAUGGACUAGCUUAAGAUUAAAGAGUAUUCUCUGCCAGGUAUUUCGAUGCAUUAUCUCGUUGCACCUUGCCUGAUUUUUAGCUAUCAUUUGUAUCUAGUGGCCAGCUGUUCAAAUUCUACUAUUUCAUGUGUUCUUUGUAAAAUUUCCAAGAUUUGAGGAACUUCCGUCAUUGCACGUAGGAUAAAUCUGACGAUAUUGUGGUGGGGCUUAGAAUAAUAUUACCUGUUGUUUAGGUUGAAAAGUAGAACGUUCCUGGACUUGGAGAUGUUUUGUUUUGUAUCCGUGCUGGGUGGUGAGACGUACUGAUCUAUUUGUUGUUAUGACCCAGGGCAGCAAGCCAGCAAUAUUUGCAUGGAAUUAGGGUAACGAGACAAAAUAAGUUUAAAUA
Molecule: messenger RNA, 2711 nt
Organism: Neltuma alba
Lineage: Eukaryota; Viridiplantae; Streptophyta; Magnoliopsida; Fabales; Fabaceae
Product: leucine-rich repeat receptor-like protein kinase PXC1
Exons: 2
Coding region: 307-2337 (676 amino acids)
Biological process (GO): protein phosphorylation
Molecular function (GO): protein kinase activity; ATP binding; protein binding
Source: RefSeq, a predicted model, not a curated record